Molecule: messenger RNA, 984 nt
Organism: Rosa rugosa (rugosa rose)
Lineage: Eukaryota; Viridiplantae; Streptophyta; Magnoliopsida; Rosales; Rosaceae
Exons: 2
Coding region: 65-922 (285 amino acids)
Biological process (GO): regulation of DNA replication
Molecular function (GO): DNA binding
Source: RefSeq, a predicted model, not a curated record
UGGUACACUCUGCUUUCUCACCACACUCUUGUUCACAGCUUCCUUAAGGGUCAAGAAAUAAUUAAUGCUGAUCGAUCUUGGGUUUGUUACUCGAUUUCUUACUUCAGUUUGGAUAUCAAUAAUGAACGCGGAACGGGUGAGAUUCGUCAUGGAAAGAGGCAAUGAUAAUGUGAUUGAUAUCUCGAAUGCUGAAGGCAGUGAUGAUAGUGAUGAUGAUGAUAUCCCGAGGGUUCAAGUCGAAUGCAAUCACAAUGCUGAUCAUGUCCAACCUGAAAAAGCAACCAUUAUAGAAAUGGAGUAUGAAGUGGAGAGGCCCUUGUGCAUGAUGUGUGUGCAUAAAUACAUCAACAUGAUCACCAAGAAAUUCCCAGAGGCGAGUCAAGUGACAAUCUACAUGGGGCCGGGUGUGCCUACUGUUAUUGAGCAUAGAGUUCCGGGGAUGGAUUUCAUAGGGCGGAAGGCUCCCUUGGCUAAACACAAAUUUCAUCCAAGGCGAGAGAGGGCUGAAGUGAUGGAUGAAGGUUGCAUGGAUAACAGUGGAGAUGAAAUGGUUCCUGAAGAUGAAGAUGGAGAUGGAGAUGAAAUGGAUCCGGAAGGUGGAGAUGGAGAUGAAAUGGCCCCGGUAGCUGGAGGUGGAGAUGAAAUGGAUCCGGAAGGUGGAGGUGGAGAUGAAAUAGCUCCAGAAGCUGGAGAUGGAAUGAAUCCGGAAGGUGGAGGUGGAGAUGAAAUAGCUCCAGAAGCUGGAGAUGGAAUGAAUCCGGAAGGUGGAGAUGGAGAUGAAAUGGCUCCAGAAGCUGGAGAUGGAGGUGGAGAGGAAGUUGACAGAGUAAUUGUCAUUAACCGAAAGCGAGUGAGGUCUGAAGCGAUGGAUAACAAUGGAGAUGAAAUGGAUCCUCAAGAUGAAUUGAUGGACGCUGAGUAGUUUCCACCUAACCAGAUUGCCAAUUACCAAUGUAAUUCACCUCAGUCUCUUUUGUUCUUUUA